Messenger RNA from Anopheles merus, 4349 nucleotides. RefSeq lists its product as uncharacterized. Gene Ontology annotation, cellular component: plasma membrane; cytoplasm. Gene Ontology annotation, molecular function: protein binding. The record is from RefSeq and is a predicted model, not a curated record. The transcript is spliced from 8 exons. Lineage: Eukaryota; Metazoa; Arthropoda; Insecta; Diptera; Culicidae. The coding region runs from base 641 to 3958 and encodes 1105 amino acids.
UGUGUGCGACGUCGCGUUCUCGAUUCGUUCAGCUUCGUUAACUGAUAUUCUGUACUUGCCGGAACGCAUCCUCUAAACCAUCGUACCAAUGGGUUAUCAGCUAGAAAUCAUCCACAUCUUGCUCUGUGUGGCGUUCGAAGUGUUCACGUACUGUGUGUUGUGCUUCAACCUGAUACGCCACUACAUUCAGCAGGGCCAGAUACAGUACCAACUUCAACAGCAGCUCCAGAAUCAGCUCCAGCUGAACGCUAACUGACCGGUGAUCCAUCAUUAUCCCCUACUAUCGCACCACAAACCGAGGAAGAAAACGUGCCAACGUGAACGGCACUUAAAGUUUGAAGAAAAAUCUCUAGAAGAAAGAAGAAAAAGUGCGACAGAAAAUGUGAAAAGCGGCACCGAUCGCUGGUGGUGUCUCCGCAAAGCUGCUCGAGCAGCGGUAGUGUCGGCGGUGUGGAAAACGAGCAGCAAGCAGUAGUGAUAAGCGAACAAGUAGCGUAUAGGAAAAGCAGUGAAAAUGACGACGUUGUGAAAACGAACCCCCCCCCCUCCCCUCCAAUCCGUUUACUGGUGGAAGCGCGAAGUGAAAAGGAGCUUCCUUCACCUUUAUAUGCGUGUGUGUUUGUGAAGAUCGGUUGUGAAGAUGAUGAAACGAAACUACGAUGUGCAGCACGUGGCGGCGGCUGGCAGCUUGGCCGGCAGCAAGCACGGAAAGUCGUCGUCCAAUCUGUUCGACAAGCUGAGCAAGCGCUACUCGGGCGUGAUAGGCGCCCGGUUCCUGCGCAAAACGCCUGGCCGCAAGGGUGGCGUGGCGGAACCGCUGUCCGAUAGCUACGACAUGUGCGGCAACCGGUCGGAUGACUUCCGGCCCGAGAUCGGCGCACCGGUGCUUAUCUCUAAGACGAUGAAGUUCGAUUUCGAUACGGACUCGGAGGUGGAGCAGCUACCGCUGCCCAGUGUGCCAACGAUCGGGGGGCGCGUGCGCUCGGUAGCGACGCCGUCCACGUCGGAAGAUAGCGAGAACGAUGUGUUUGUGGAUGCGAACAGCUCGCUGCCGAACUUUGGCGAGAUCAAGUUUACCUUUCUGCCGGAAAGCAACAACAACUGUCGCAGCUUUCAGGACGAAAACGUGCGGCACAGCGGUGGUGGCCAGAUGCUGGAGAAGAGUCGUUCCAAGUCGGCGCACAACCUGCAUCUGCAUCAUGCCGGGUCGGAGAUGCGGCUUUCGCUUGCGAAGGCACCAUCGUUGAAUAUAUCGGCCAGCACGGCCAACGGUGCCAUCGUAACACCACUGUCCGUACCGAACAGUCCGGCGGUGGAGAGUAUUUACGACUUUCCGCGCAGCACCCGGUCGGACGGGAUCCGGAAGCCGCACGGUGAUUCGUCGUACGAUCUGACGCGCUCCCAUCACGUGCUGAACGAGAUCAGUCUGUCGCUGGUGAGUGAUGACAGCCACCUGUACCAAAACCUGCCCAGCCCGGCCGAUGCACGGUACGAUGUGCCACCGGCGUCGUCCGGGCGGCGACGUCGCGAUUCGUCCGCCUCUUCCAGCAACUCGACGCAGGAGGAGGAGUUCGAUCUGAAGUCGGCCAGCUUUCAAAGCUUGGCUGAUGCCGGCCCCGGUGCCAACCAGCUAGCGGUAUCGAUGGACGAGCUGGACGAGCUGACGCGCCAGAUCAAUCAGUCGACGGUGGGGCUGGGCACGCCGCUUCCGGACAGUGAUGAGUACUGCGAGCAUCGGAAGCAGCUCCAUCCGUCCGAGCGGCGGCUGACGCUGAUGAAGAACCGAAGCGUGUCCGGCAAGCACCUGAUCGACUUUGACCGGCGGAAGGCAAAGAUCACAAAGAAGUGGAGCGGCUUCAAGAGUUGGAUCGGGGAGGAGCAGGGCCGCAUACGCGAGGUGGUGCAGAAGCAUGCCGCCAUGCAGCGGGUCGGCGUGGAGUCGUCCGGUACGGGCGGUAAGGCGGUGAAGCGCGCUAACAGCGAUCUCACCGCGAGCGAUCAAGACUCGCGGCAGGAUGUCGAGGGGACGGUGGUGACGACACCGGAAUCGAGUGUCGUGCAGCGGGAUCGCACGCUAUCGUCAGAGGACCGGGAAGGUGCACGGACGAUGCACCGGAAGAGUGCCAACGCAGAGAUACUGGAGGGUCAAAAUGGCUUCGAGGAAGUACGCCGCUUCGUCAAGCAGGGCGGUGACUUUGGUAAGGAUCUGGUAGCAAUCCUGCACGAGCGCACCGAGAUCGAGCAGCUGUACGCCAAAUCCCUGUCCAAGAUUGCCAACAAGCUGAACAAAGCAUGUCGUGACCUGCCCGGCACGAUAGCCGAAUCUUGGCGCUCCGUUUCGACCGAGCUGGAGGGGCGCAGUGAAGUGCACCGGCAGUUCUCCAACUCGCUGGCGGAGGAGGUGGUCAAACCGCUGAAGACAGUGAUCGAAAAUCAGCACAAAGCGCGCAAAACGAUCGAAACCAACGUGGACAAAUCGGCCCGCAUACUGGCGGAGUGGCGGACGGCUGAGAUAAAGGCGAAGAAGAACUCACACGGCGCGGCGCGGGAAAAUGAGAAGCUGCAGGACGCUAUGCUCGAUGUGAAGCUUCAGCGAACUCCCUCGAUCGGGCUGCUCCACAAGACAAGCGAGAAGGACGUGAAAUUGUCAGAGAAAGACAGCAGCAAGCUGGAGGGAAAGCGAAAGAAGGCCGAGGAGGCGGUCAAGAAGGCGGACGUAGAAUAUUACACGCUCUGCAUCCGGGCGGAAAGGGCGCGUGUCGACUGGGAGAUGUCGGUGCUGCGAGGCUCCUCCAUGUUGCAAACGCUCGAAAGCCAACGGUUGGCCCAGUUCAAGACGUACGUCACCGAUUACCUCAAGCUGUCGGCCGAGAUGAGCCCGCUGCUGACGAAAACGAUCGACCGGCUCAGUCCGCAGGUCGCCAUGUGCAGCGUGGCCAAGGAUCUGGACGUGCUAAAGAACAUCAGGCGGGCGACGGAAGGACCGAGCGAGCAGCUACUGCCCGACUUCUACUGUGAACACACGACCCUCGCCAUGAAUCGGGAGCGACGGAAACAGUCGCUCGUGAAGCUGCUCCAGCUGAUCCGGCAAGAUUUGGACCGGGAGCGACGCUCGCGCAAUGGGCUGAAGGGUUUCUCCCAGACGCUGGACAAGAACGGCGAAAGCAAUCAGAACAUUGCCGACAAGCUGUAUCACAUUCGAUCGAUGCUCACAUAUCUAGAAGGAGCGCGAUAUAAACUACAGUCAGCUCUUCUCGAACUCGAUCACAAGCCACGUUCCAGCCAUCCCUUAGCACAACACAUUCAGAUCACGCGAGAUCGCACCGGCCUGCAAACAAGCGUACUGAAGGUUCCGUUAUGGCUAAAGCACGAACAGGACGACCAAGAGGGUACGCAAGAGUCUGUAGCAGCCAACGGUCAAACGACAAUCCUCAGUUCGGACGACAGCUCCGAUCAGGGAUGUUUGGACAUUAAAAACGAUACGCUCAUCAAACACAUAGUGCACAAGUACGCACGAAAUGGAUGCAAUGGGGACGAAGGACACUAUACAACAACUAAGGCUGGCAAAUCGGCACAUCAGGACGACCAUCUUCACGGUCCGGCCUGGGAUCGAGGCGUUGCCGAUGGAGUCUCCAACCAACCCGACUCCGAUUUUGAUGAGUUUUCCUCCCAAGACGAAGACGAAGAUCGCUGCUCGGUGGCACCGAAACAGAUGCUCGAAAACGGUUGCCAUCCGGCACCGUCCGUUGACCAUCCGGACGCUGUUGCCGGCCAGCCGGUCAUAUUGGGCCGCUGCCGAGCCUUAUUUAACUACACACCAAAGCUUUACGACGAGCUGGAGCUGCAGCCGGGCGACAUUCUCGAGGUGCACAUUAAGCAGGAGGACGGCUGGUGGCUCGGAGCACUUCGCGGCCAGAUUGGCAUCUUUCCGGCAACGUACGUGGAGGAGAUACCGUAGCGACAUACAGGCUGGUGCGGUGUAAAUAGCUCGUGUUGUAUUUGUAAAAGUGAAGCAGGAGAGCAGAGAACGCAAUACGCAUUAUUGAUUUUAACGAAGGCAGCGCAGUAUGUGUACCAUAGAGAAAGAAUAGCUAAUGUAGUACCAUCGAAAGCAAUCUCUCCUACUAGAAAUAUUGUUUAAGCGCGCCACCUGGUAACAGACUGGAGUGAGUAAAAUAUCUAUCGAAGUGCGUGAAUGGAUCGAAUGUACAUAAGCGGAGGUUGUGGAUAGAAUGUUACGAGAUAUGACGAAACGCAAAGAAAACUAUCAAACGCACACGGUUUUGCGAAGUAAACGAUAGGAUGUUGAGAGGAAGUGAAUAAAGUGAGUAAAAGAUUUAUAUUUAAAA